GACUAAAAAAAUCUACAGUUACUUGAAAUCUUGUAUGUAUAUUUGUGAGAGGUGUUAUCCCAAUCAAAAUUGUAAAAUGAGAGGAUAAUUUUACUCUCUGGACAAAAAUAGAGACUUUUAUUCAAAUUAAAUCAAGAUCCAACUUGUAUAGAUCUAUGAAUGAUUUAUAUUAUAAUAUGAAGAUAUGUUUAACUAUAAAUAUUGUCUAAAAGUUAUAUUAAUUUUUUUAAUAGAACAUUUAUUAUAAAAAACAUGUUAUUUUUAUCACGUGUUAUGUUUAUAAGCUGUUAUAAAGAAUAGGAUUAUUGAGGUUUUAUAAUUUAAUAAAUCGGUAUAACAAAAAUAUUAGCUGUUAGUACCAACUUUCAACUACUUUAACUAGUUUAACUGUUUUGUAACUAAAUUUUCUAACUUAAACCAAAAUCUAAGUCCUAAUUUGAAGGCCAACUUCCACAGCACGUUCUGUGAACUCAUUACAAGAGCCAAAAAAACACUUUUCUUUCCCACUGCUUAACCACUUGCAAACAAAAGAAAAUGCUAUAUAUACAGAGAUUUUAGAAAACAUUCAUUGUUUUGGUUCGUUCUUUCUUCUUUCUUUGCAGUUUUCCCUAACACUCAUUCCUUCACCAUGUCAGAUAGCUCCAAUUCUCUUCCUCACUCCGGCGUUCCUGCUCCUGAUGAUGAUCGUACUGAUACAACGAACGACGAUUCCCAGCUUUCAUUUCGGGAGUUUCUGAGGACCUUCAUGGACCUAUUAUUUCCAAAUGUCUUGAAACGUGUAGAAUAUCUCAAAGAACUUCAGAAACAAUUUGAUAAGCUGCAGGCUGAGUAUUUUGUGGAGCAAUCACUGUUGCGAGCUAAAUACGAGGAGCUGUAUGAGGAAUUUUACCAAAAAAGGUAUGAGAUUGUGAAUGGCAUCAAAGACGUAGAAAAUACAGAUGAAGCAGACAAAUUCAUGGAGGUGAAAGGAAUACCUAAAUUCUGGCUAGCUGUUAUGAAGUCUAAUGAGAAACUGGGUGAACUGAUCACUAAAGAUGACGAGGGGGCCCUCGAAUAUCUUAAAGAUAUAAAGAGCUGUAGAAUUGACCAUUUUAAAGGCUUCAAGCUGGAGUUUUUCUUUUCUCGUAAUCCUUAUUUCAAAAACUCUGUGCUAGAAAAAACAUAUACGAUUGACAAGGCUGGACCCGUGUUCAUAAAAGCCAAAGGGACGGAGAUUGAGUGGCGUCCAAGAAAGUGCCUGACAAGUAAGGUUCUUCGUCUUCAGAAGAUGCGAAGGAAUAGAUCAAAAAAUGAUAAACCCCUCACAAACACUGUAAAAUGCAAAAGUUUCUUCAACUUUUUCAAUCCUCCCCUUGUCCAUGAUGAGGAUGAUGAGGAUGAUAAUGAUGAGAAUGAUAACGAUGAGGAUGAUAAUGAUGAGGAUGAUGCGGAUGAUAAUGAUGAGGAUGAUGUACCUAUUGAAGAGAUCCAGAAGGAUUAUGAGUUAGGUUGUGUAAUUCGGGACCAAAUCAUUCCUCAGGCUGUGUCAUGGUUCGCGGGGAGUUUUACAGACACAACGCUUUUUGUUUUGUGAUAUA
Vigna unguiculata (cowpea) is the source of this 1577-nucleotide messenger RNA. RefSeq names its product nucleosome assembly protein 1;2-like. Gene Ontology annotation, biological process: nucleosome assembly. Lineage: Eukaryota; Viridiplantae; Streptophyta; Magnoliopsida; Fabales; Fabaceae. The record is from RefSeq and is a predicted model, not a curated record. Gene Ontology annotation, cellular component: nucleus.